CAAAGAAAUAAUAUAUAAAUGUAAUCUGGAAACAAUAUUUUUGUUUUCACUCAACAAGACUUCUAAAAAUAUUUUGUUGUGAAUUUAAACCCACCUUUAGGUCAAGGACAUGAUGCUAGAGUUUAUUUGGCUAUGCAUAAGAAAACAGGAGAAAUGUUUGCUCUUAAAGUUCUAACAAAUUUAUCAUAAGACCAUAUAAUAAAUCUCCAGGUUUAAUUAUAAUUUAUUUAGCGAACGAAAUACAAAUUCUUAAACGCAUUGAUAAUGCAGGAGUAGUUUUAUUGAAAGGAUAUGCUUAAGAUUAUACUUGUGCAUUAUUAGAGU
Paramecium sonneborni is the source of this 324-nucleotide messenger RNA. The record is from the annotation of a GenBank genome assembly. Lineage: Eukaryota; Ciliophora; Oligohymenophorea; Peniculida; Parameciidae.